This is a messenger RNA of Pomacea canaliculata, 8532 nucleotides long. RefSeq names its product inositol-trisphosphate 3-kinase homolog. Gene Ontology annotation, cellular component: cytoplasm; nucleus. Gene Ontology annotation, biological process: inositol phosphate biosynthetic process. The transcript has 10 exons. Gene Ontology annotation, molecular function: inositol tetrakisphosphate kinase activity; inositol-1,4,5-trisphosphate 3-kinase activity. The coding region runs from base 1771 to 3303 and encodes 510 amino acids. The record is from RefSeq and is a predicted model, not a curated record. Lineage: Eukaryota; Metazoa; Mollusca; Gastropoda; Architaenioglossa; Ampullariidae.
AAUAACACCUGAGACUGCACCGUCGUCGUUAACACACGCACACACUCUCUCUUUCUCUCUCACUUGUAAUCAGCGUUGAUAAUGCCUAAGAGUUUAGGUCGCCAUACCCUUUAUUCAUUUGUGUACUCUGUGUGUGUGUGUUUUCAGUGUGAUUUGUCUGAUGCAAAGAUUAUAUAUAAUCGUUAUAGUAGUAGUUUGUGCUCAGAGGUGACGCCAGUUCUGCUGAAGUGUAAAUCGUUCACUCGUAUAUUCCAUUUUCCCAUCUCCACAGUGCCUGGCAAAUCUCUUUCAAGAGUAAUUAUCCGAAAAAAAAGUAAGACUUGCUUGGAUGCCGAUGUGGACGGACAUUGACAACGAUUUUUAGGGGUGUCGAACGAUUCUACCGCAAAGUGGAAACUGAAUAGUUGCACCCCCUGCGAGGGCUGCAAUCCUUUGAUCCAGGGGUAAAGAACCAACGCCUCUAUGGCCGCACGCGACCGCAUGGUUUGUGAUUGAUUUUGCUAAGCCGCCAACAUCUGACUGCACAGCGACGCUGGCUGGUGCGGGACUCUCGUCAGCUCAGCUCUUCCUUUAGACUUGUGUUCGCUGGUGGUUUUAGCAGCCUGCGCUGUCCGGGUGGUCUGUUGUGUACCCCUCAAUCACCAGCUUGAUGUUGGUGUAGUCAUGUGUUGAGCAAGUUCUUCGUCAGCUGCCUGACAGCACACGGGACGUGCACCGCGCUACCGAGGAGGAACUGUGACAGUGAAGGAAGUGUGGUAACCAGUUCUUUACAGCUCUUUGGAUUUCCGUGAUCUCCAGUGAACACCUGGGGAGUAUUACAAACAUCGUGCACGCCACGAGAAAGAAAAGGUUGCUCUAAUACCUCUUUCAUCGUUGGAACAUUUUUCACUUCAUUCUGUUCCCCCUCUCCCUGCAAAUAUAUAUAUGCAUCCUGACCAGGUCAAGGCAGGCGAGGACUUCAUCAAACCGGUUUCGGGUCUGUUGUAAAGUAUAUCCGAGGACGGACACUGCAUGCCAGAUCAUAACUGUUAAGUUAUGCAGUCACCAGGCAUCCCAACUCCCCCAUUCCGACUGUUCAGCUGCAUCGAACCUCCUUUGCACCCGAGACAUUGGGGGCCAAAAGUAUAGGAAAGAUUGAGAGGCGGAAGGUCACAAGAAUUGUGUGUGUGUGUGCUAUUGUGGGAUUUGCGCAUUCGAUAUAUACCUGCAGCCUUUUGCAGACUACCUUGGACUCCUCAUCGUUCUAGUUAUGCGAAGGAUGUGUGCUCGACUGUCGAGGGAUCGAUGCAGGGCGAAACUCAGGGCAGCUUCGCUUGCACUUACUUUUCUCGAGGAGACAGCGACCUGUGGAUGUUCUAGUACUUUCAGCUGUGGCUUGCCAUCGAAUGGGCUGUUUUCGAGAUAGGUGAUUCCCCAUAUGUGUUAAAAACAUGCUUCGACACUUAAGGAGCAGAUGCGAUGAACAGACUUGAUAACACUUUUAACGUCACUUCAGCAACGUGUGAGUUAAUAGUAACUUCUUCAGAUUGUAAGCGAAGUGCGCGUGCUAAGAGAAGGUUCUCGUUUCACACCUUAUUAGCGACGCAGUUUGGAAGUUGUUGAGACGUAUUAACAUGAUCCAUCUGUGCUUGGGAUUGAAGAAGGUGUUGGAGUAACUCUCACCUGGCUUGAAGGGAGACAUCAAGGGUUUUCAUAUCCGAAGUCUGCAAUCUUCUCCAGUGCUGGAGAAGGCUUUGCCAUCGAGACUGAGAAGUGCGCGUCCCCUUCAGGAUGGGCUGCGUUCAGAGCGUGCCGUAUGUACCAGACGGUGCACCCGUGGAAACCAUCUCUUUCCGACGACAGUCUGGCAGGAACAAGCGUUCGGUCAGCAAAAAACUCCGCAGCAAGCACAGUGACGCCGAGGCCUCCGUUCCCCCCUCGGCUCCUGCUGCCACCGUCAACAGUAACAACACCGAAGCGGGGAUGCUAGACAGCGAUCACAAGACCGUCAACGAAAGCCACGCCUCCCAUGAGGGCACACCGAGAGCCCACAUCUUCAAGCGCAGGUUCAAGCAGGGCAACGUGCUGAGCCUGUCCGUAGACAGUCUCGACCCCGUGGAGAUGGAAGUGCGCGAGAAGAAGCUGCUGCAGCGGAAGGGCUUAUUCCCGGCCUGGAAGAAGUACGAGCGCUGUACCUUCUGCGUCAAGGUGGCGGCUGAGCAGCCGGUCGAGGAGCCGCCCAGUGUGGAUGAGAAGAGCUUCGUCAAGAUCAAUCAGCAGGACCCCUGGAAUCCCGCCCUGUGCCGCCAGUGCUCCAACUCCUUCCUGUCCAACAUCCAGAACAACCUGCGUGUGCCGCACUGCCACCAUGGCGUCAGCAUGGCCAUCGCCAACCUCCUGGCCGUGACCGCAUUGGACCUCACUGCACCAGCCAGUGAUGCAUUGCUUAAAAAUCGCAAAAAUGCCUGGAUACAGCUGGCUGGACAUCCAGGGUCAUUUGCACCAGCAGGGCCUAAUACUAUUUGGAAGAAAAGAAUGGAGAAAGAGAACUAUGAGACAAAAACCUACCAGGCUCUUAUGGAGGAGCAACUGCGAGACAUGGUGCCAAAAUUCCAUCGGGAAGUGGAGUACAAUGGAGAAUAUUUUAUUGAAAUGGAAGAUCUCCUGCAGCAUUUCUCUGACCCAAACAUCAUGGACAUUAAGAUGGGUAAGAGAACAUUCUUGGAACUGGAAGUCAAGAACCCUGUUUUGCGGAAAGACCUGUAUGAGAAAAUGGUCACCAUUGACCCCAAUGCCCCAACAGAGGAAGAGAGGCAACAGGAGGCCAUCACAAAACUUCGCUAUAUGCAGUUUCGGGAACAAGAAAGUUCAACGGCUGAUUUAGGUUUCAGAAUAGAAGCUAUCAGGAUGUCCGGUGAACCACCGAACACUAACCUCAAGAAGACAAAGACAAGAGAUCAGGUUGCACAGGUCGUAAUGAAGUUCUUCAAGGGCCGAAGAGAGAAGCUUGCUUCUUUAUUAACACGCCUCAAAGAAAUCAGGGAAAAGUUUGAAAACUCAAAAUUUUUCAAGGACCACGAGAUAAUUGGCAGCUCUCUGCUCAUAAUGUAUGACCAUGACAAGACAAGUGCAUGGAUGAUCGACUUUGCUAAGACCAUUCCUGUUGACAACGGGCUCAAGUUGGACCAUAGGUCACCAUGGAGGAUAGGUAACCAUGAAGAUGGCUAUUUGGGAGGUCUGGAUAACUUGAUAAUGAUCGUGCAGGGUGUUGUUGAUGGAAAGCAGCCAGUGAUUUUAGAAGAUAUACCAAAGGAAGAAAGCUGAUAGACUCACCUCUAUGAUCACCACUGUGAUUGGUCAUCUCCACUGCCCCGUGUUUGUGGCAUGCAAGAAAGAAAUGUUUUGUGCCUUUCCUCUGGAUGGUGAAGCAGAUGGCACAGUUACACUGAAUGGCACAGCUUUAUUUAAGUUACCUCUUCUUCAGCAUGCUGGCUAUACUCCAUCAUGCACAUUAGCCUGGCUCACUGGCAUGUAUGCAAACAAGCCUUUACACUCAGUAGAGAGGCUAGCAUGAAGCUGCCACACAUUCACUACUGCACAAGUUUGCAUCAGUGGAAGUAAGGGAAUCCAGUUUCUGAAGUGGCUCCAGUACCAAAACUUGGAACAUAUUGUUUUCUAAAAUGUUCUUUAAAACUGGUUUAAAGUUGCUCAUCUUGGAUCAAACUUUGGAGACAAAGGUGCAGUAAUUAACAGUGCAGAGUCAUGGUUUGAAUUCAAGACAUGCUGGUAAAAGGAUUGGCAUGUGCAAUGUGGUUUUAAUAAGAAAGUGAAUUCAUGGAAUGUAUAUAGCUUUUUGACAUUGUGUGUUUUGACAGACUUAAGUGUGAACAAAGCAGCAAAACUUUGCAGAAAGCUUUCUAAGAUAUUGGGAUACCUCGAAUGCUUUUGCUUCAGUUCAGAUUCUGUGAAUGUUAGCAUACUGGAAAUAACAUAAGUGCAGUCUUGGUACUAUUCCUUCUGAUUUGCUAGGACUAUUGUUUAAUUUGACUGGAUCAUGUUGUGGAAGCGUGGCAGCUUUUUUUUUUCUCUCUUUGAAGACAGUUUUGUCAUGUUUUUUUACAUAUUUAAAAAAUCUCAUCCACUCGAUGGCUGAACAAGAAACUUGGAACUUUAAAGAGUUAAAUUAUAAAGUACACAUUUGAAUGAUCGAUGCAGCUUUUGAUCCCACAAAUAUUUGGAAAAAAAAAAUCAAAAGUUUACGAAGUAUUAUCUGAAAAAUUUAAGCUUUCAAAACAGCUUUCCUCAAUAAAGUAAUUUGAUUGUGGUUGAAUAUCUUAGGGCCUUAUGGAAAGAAACUAAGUGCAUUUGUUUUAAAACAAUGAUCUCCAUCAUAAAUAAUCCACAUUUAACUUAAAAUUGUUUAAGUCUGUGGAUGGUAUGUAACAUACAUGGAGAGGGAGAGUUGAAGGGACAAAUUGAAGUUGGAAAUAAAGUUGCACCCUCACUGAUGAUGCGGCAUCAUUGCUCAGCUGGAUUUAGUGGAGAUUAAUUUCCUCACGCAAAUCUUUUAAAAAAUGUUUACCAACAUGAACUGGCAGAAUUAUGUACAGCAUACUUUGUAUAAACAUCUGUAGCCAGUAAAGAAAUUAAAUCUGCCAGAUGGCAUUCAGUAACCAUUAUAGUAAAACUUUAUUCUUUUGACAAGAUGGAAUUGUUGAAAAUUGUAACUAAAAUUACAGUUGUACGUGUUGGAUGCUUGUAUCACACUUUAUAGACAUAGUUAAACAGAAAAAUAGUUGAAGAAUACACCUUUUAACAACAGCCUCGGGAAUGUGGUGUAAAUUUUUGUGUUGGAUUUUUUUUAUAUAUUGCUGUAUUGAUAUCAAAUUGAAGACUCGUGAUACCCACAUUCUUUCUUCCGUGUUUGCAGAUACAUGUAAAUGGCAUACAAAAUUUGUAUAGUGGAGUUAGGUAAUCACUAUGCAAAACAUGAAAGAUGCUAUUUUUAGUACCAAGCUUCUCGUCUGACCAUGUGUCAAUAUCUUUGUCAGUAAUGCUGUCAGCAGUGUUGUUAUAUUUGAUUUUCAGAAAAAAGACAAUCUCUCUGGUCAUUACCUACCCAUCUAACACUGAAUCUGGAGAUUUGACUGUGUAAUAAUGAUCCGUAUUGCAUCAGCUAGCAGUUAUCAAAAGUCACACCUCAGCUUUAAUCAAUAGCUAGAGCCAGGAUGUUAAUGUAAAAGCUGAAAAAAUAGUGCAGUACUUAAAAUUAUAGCGCUGUAUUAAAAACAGCUUUUACUUGUAACAUGCCUAAGAUAACUAUCAUCUCCACAUGGGUAUGAUGUGUGUGGAAGGGUUGGCAAAUGGAUGAAUGGACAGAGUACACACAUUUUUGUUAUAAUUAUGGUUGUGAUGUGUGAAUUCUUCUUAAGAAAUUAAUUUUAUUGAGUGAAGGAAUAUGAUGCUGCCAAGAUUGCACAUGGCAGUAAAAAAUCUCAGAAUUUUGAAGAGAAAUUGUGUAGAAUCAAGAGAGAUUCAUUUUGUACCAAAUGCAAAGACAUAGUUUCACAUCAUUUUGUAAUCACAGUAUUGACCAUGUAUUUGUUUCUUAGAAUUUUUAAAAGUCUGUUUUUUCCAGAUUUAGUGCAUCUCAGGAUUGCCAAGGAGGAGGAAUGGAAUAAGUAUUAGUAAUGUUUUGAUUAUUAAGUGUGUGAAACAUAUUUUAUAAAAAGGGCAUCUUACUGCCCACCUUACUACUUUCAGUAUCCAUGAUUAUUGGUUGAUUAUGGAGAUAAGGAGAAUAAAUAUCAUGUAAGCAUUUUGUCAGCAAGUCCUAUGUAAGCCUUACAGAUUUUUCUACUUAUCUCAACAGAUUUUUUUGUUUUUUGUGUUAUUUUUGGUGGAACAAGGGGUCAAGUUUUGAGGUGUUUUACAUCAGUGGCCUUAGGUUAUUGUACCUUUUGAAAUGAAAGUGGCUUGAAAAGUGGUUUUUUUUCCUUAGUAUUUUUGGCUUUAGGACUUGUUGAUAUUGUCAAAAUGCUUAAUUAGAACAAUCCUUUUAUGUGCUUCUGACUAUGGUCUUGUUUCAUCGCUGUUUUUACUGCGCAGCAGUAGGUGAGGAAAGAAACCAUGAAAUCAUGACAGCACUGGUUUCAUUUGUUAUUUUAUGGUUUUCUUUUAAAUGUGUUUUUAAUGUGAUUUAGGAAAGUCACUAAAAGAAUAGUCAUUAACAAUCAUAGGAAAAAAGUUCAAACGAGGCAUUUGUGCUUCAUUAGUUAUUCUUUACUGAAAACUUAGACAUGCAUGCUUCUCUGUCACCUAACCAGUUUAUAAGGUAUUGAAGUCAUUUCAUUACUUUAUUGUUUUGUUAUUGGUCUUAACAAGUGUACCAAACUUUUAGUAGGAGGGAGUCCCAAUCUGGCAAGGUUUUAUUUUCUAAUGGUUAAUGCAGAGUCAUUGGAGAUGGUAAUAAGCUUAAAACUAGCUCAAAGCUGUAAAUGGAACAACUCGCCUACCCACAUGGAACAUGAUUUGUCAGGGAAGAUAAAAGGGGGUGGUAGGAAAGGGUUAGGGUUUUUCAUAUCAGAGUGGAGGAGAGGAAUGUGGUGGUAAACCACUGAGAGUUUACUAACCCUUUCUCCACUAAGAUUAAGAUCUUCACUUAGAACCAAAGAUUGUCGUGGCCAGUGUUGAAUGCCCAGUAUGUGGCAGAAUUAUGAUUUACUCUCGGCUUACAAAGUGCAAUAUGUUGAGAAAUCGCCAUUAAAAAAACUAAAGGGAAAGAACACAUCUAAAUAGAAGGUUUGUUUAAUGAGCCCAUUGUGCAUGUUCAUUUUAGCAUCAUUGCUCUGUAACCUUGCAUUAUUGCAUCAGAAAAUUGCUCUGCCUUGAUGGUUGGUAACAGUGUGUUUGCUUUAUUCUUACAAGAAAAAAAAAACAGGUUGUGCUUGUUUUUAAUUUCUUUGUUGCCAGAUGUCAGGUUUUCACAUUCAGCAGUCUCAUCUUUCUAGCUCGAUGCUUAUCAGGAGAAAAAUUAGAAUGUACAGAAAUAGACUUAAAAUGUACCACACCCUUUAAGUUUCAGUUUUAUGCAACUUUCAUGAGUUGUGGAUAAGAAAGCUGCAAGAGGCCAGCUAGGAAACUUUAUGGCACUGCAAGAUAGUGCUGUCUGUGCAUACACUUAGCUUUAAGCUUCUAGUCUUGAAUGUUUAAUGAUUCCACAUUCCACAUCUGUCAGAUCUUGUCAGAUGCACACUUCAUGUUCAUUGUAAACCUGUUCUUUAUAUUCAGCUCACUUUUUCAUUGAUUUCAGGGAAAAAAGAGCACCCCUGCUGUACUUUUUCUAUGACUUUGAUGGCUUGAAAAAUACUCUUUCAAUGCAAUGAAAAACUCAGAUUUUAGUCAGGCACUUUCAUAGUGCUUAGACUCAUUCCGUCAUGCAGUUUCAUUUGUACUAGUGCCCUAUUUUUGUAUGCAAAUAAAACUAGGCCAAUGUCUCAAAAUGUAAGUAACAAUUUUUCUGUAGUGUAUGUUAUGUGUGGCACAUUUUUCAUGUAAACUGUGAAUUGCAAUGAGUUUAUUACGUGAAAUGUUUGUCCGUACUGUGAGUUUACUUUUUGUUGUUUUUGGAAGCGUUUAUGUUUGGGAUAAAAGGAAUGUUAGGAGAGAAAGAAAAGCAAUGUGAUUUCUAACUCCCAAAUGUAUUGAUAAUAAGCAGAGGGUGGAUUAUGUUUGUGUGCUGUGUAUGCAUGAGUUAAGAAGUAGAGAGAUUUUGUGUGAGAGUAAGGAGACACUCUAAAGUGUGACUGUUAGCUGUUGAAAGGUGGGUCCAGGAACAUAAAUAGCGGAUAUCUGUGUUCAUAGCUUGCACACCUCAAGUGCACACCUUUUGUAGACUUAAGCGCGAGUAUAUGCCAGUGACGUCAGAAGUGGUGAGGCCAUAGGUGAGGCGACAUCUGUCCCUGGGAGGGUGGGGGAGGGAAAAAAUAGGCCCUGUGUUAGCUGAUCCGAUUCAGUAGAUGGUAGACCAGUUGUAGGUACACAAGGAUAUUGAAAAAAGCCUGGUUGUGACCUCAGCGGCUUUUCAUAAAGAACUACAGGAGCAUUAUGUUACGACCUAGAUAAAUUCAUACCUGCUCUGGUGUGUUUGCCUUUCACCUUUAUAGAGCAGAGAUGAAAACCGAGGGAGGGUGGACUUUACCUGCUUAGUGCAGACGCACGGUUCCCUAAAGAUCGCGCUGCCCUCCUCUCAAGCCAAGGGGUUGGGGGUGGUGGGGGGGAACAUCAAGCGAAGUGCAAGUCUGAACAAAGUCUUGUCCGUAGUGGUUCCUGUGAGGGACAUUAACCAAGCUUUGGCAGGGUAAUUUUGAGUUCUCGGUUUCCACCUCAGGUUUGUAAUUGAAGAAGCUCACGCAUAUAGUUUGCUGCUUAGCUGCACCAAAGCAAAUGUUUUUAUAACGUGUUUUUUGCAGCUUUUUGUUUACAUUUAUAUGUGAAAAGUUGAUUGUGUCAGACAUUAUCAAAUCAUUUCAAUUAAAUGUAUUUGCAUACUUA